Messenger RNA from Aspergillus aculeatus ATCC 16872, 339 nucleotides. RefSeq lists its product as uncharacterized. The coding region runs from base 1 to 339 and encodes 112 amino acids. The record is from RefSeq and is a predicted model, not a curated record. The transcript has 2 exons. Lineage: Eukaryota; Fungi; Ascomycota; Eurotiomycetes; Eurotiales; Aspergillaceae.
AUGUCUGCAACCUCAACACCAGAGCUGCCCGCCGAUCGGAUGACGAUCAGGCGGCUUCAGGAUGGCGAGGAGUGGGGGCCCGAGCUGGUGGAGGUGCCCAUGGGCGGGCUGAUGGUCCGCGGCCAUCACGCGCGCUUCGUCUACGGAGCCCCCGAGGACGGGCCGGCCCGCUUCAUGGGGCGCGACAAGCACGAGUUCGACCUCUCGCAGCCCGAGGAUUUUGAGAAGUUUCUCGCGAAGGCUAACGUCUUGGGAGAAUUCAUCUGGGCCGAGGGCGAUUGGUGGGAGCAUACACUGGAAGUGUUGAAAGGGCUGGCAUUGACACUACGCGGGUAUUAG